Messenger RNA from Panicum virgatum (switchgrass), 770 nucleotides. RefSeq names its product cell number regulator 4-like. NCBI's taxonomy places the organism in Eukaryota, Viridiplantae, Streptophyta, Magnoliopsida, Poales, Poaceae. The coding region runs from base 117 to 572 and encodes 151 amino acids. The record is from RefSeq and is a predicted model, not a curated record. The transcript has 4 exons.
UUAAUUGCCAGAAUAGACCCUUGGCCUCCUACGGCUUCUAUAAAUCUGCCUUAGUUGCCAAUCUCAACCACCUUCUCACACUUCAGGAAGCUCGCCAACCUCGGAUCCGGUAGAAGAUGAGCGGCUAUCCACCGCCGCCGGGGGCCUGGACCACCGGCCUCUGUGGCUGCUGCAGCGACUGCAAGAGCUGCUGCCUGGCGUUCUUCUGCCCGUGUGUCGCAUUCGGCCAGGUGGCAGAGACCUUGGACAAGGGAUCCACAUCCUGUGGUAUGGCUGGUGCGAUCUACUGCGCGCUGCAGCACGCGGGGUUGUGCCUGCUCCACUGCCUCUACUCCUGCUCCUACCGCGGCAAGCUCCGGGCGGCGUACGGCCUGCCGGCGGAGCCAUGCGCCGACGGCUGCGUCCACUGCUUCUGCGAGCCAUGUGCGCUCUCCCAGAUGUACCGGGAGCUCAAGAACCGAUGCGCCGACCCGGCAGAUGGAUGGGAAGUGAAUUCACAGAAGAUGGCCACGGCUCCCGUACCCAGGCCUGCCCGUACCAGUGCAAGAGAUGACGCGUUGACGAGUGUGUAAUAAAGCAAGAAAGCGCUCUUGAUCAGCACGCAGUACUGUUGUGGCUCGCAUUAUAUUUGUGAGCGAGGUGUUUGCAUGCAUAGCUGGAGUAAAUAAAUAGGGGUCCAUGUGUGGAUCAUGUGUGAUAUUAUUGCUAUUUAAUAUAAUUGUAAAUUAACGUGAGAGAAAUACAAAAUAAUCAAGUAGUUUUAAAGUUUU